Messenger RNA from Trematomus bernacchii (emerald rockcod), 3817 nucleotides. RefSeq names its product discoidin domain receptor family, member 2, like (gene ddr2l). Gene Ontology annotation, cellular component: membrane; signaling receptor complex. Gene Ontology annotation, molecular function: ATP binding; protein tyrosine kinase collagen receptor activity; collagen binding. The coding region runs from base 325 to 2961 and encodes 878 amino acids. Gene Ontology annotation, biological process: multicellular organism development; positive regulation of kinase activity; protein phosphorylation. The record is from RefSeq and is a predicted model, not a curated record. The transcript has 19 exons. NCBI's taxonomy places the organism in Eukaryota, Metazoa, Chordata, Actinopteri, Perciformes, Nototheniidae.
UACAACUUUUUUUUUUGUUCCCCUCUCUUUGGAUUUUGCUGCCCUUCUUCUUGCAACACUUUGUUGAAGGAAAACCAGAAGAAGAGGAACAAAAAGCAGGAAAACACGGCGGACGGUGAGCCAUCGCAGAGAGUAAGUUCCCGUUAGGUUCCUCCACAAUGAUCCUCUGAUUCCUCCGCCUGUCACCGACGACUCCCCCGCCGACCUGCCGGACUGCACGCAGAGAAAAGUGGAUCCCACCGGAGAGAGGCUCGCUGCUGUUGUGUAUCCGGAGGGAACCGCGGACAGAGAUGUAGCGUGUGUUGGUGUGAUCGGUGGACCAUCAUGCACCUCUUCCUGCUGCUGAUCCUUCCAGCCACAGCAGCCUUCGGACAGAUUGACCCUGCACACUGUCGCUAUGCCUUGGGCAUGGAAGAUGGACGGAUUACAGACCAUGACAUCACAGCAUCUAGCCAAUGGUACGAGACCACGGGACCUCAGUACGCCAGGAUGAAUCGUGAGGAGGGAGAUGGCGCCUGGUGUCCUGAGGAUAAUCCUUCCGACCCUCAGUACCUGCAGGUGGAUCUGGGCAAGUUGACCUUCCUGACGGUGGUUGGGACUCAGGGACGAUACGCCAGGUACUCAGGGAACGAGUUUGCCCGAGCCUACCGCCUCAACUACAGCCGGGACGGCCUGCUGUGGAAGUCCUGGAGGAACCGGCUGGGGAACAUGGUGAUGGAGGGCAACAAAAAUGCCUACACCUCUCUCAUCAACGACCUUCACCCUCCGAUCAUCACCCGCUACGUCCGACUGAUCCCUGUCCCCAAGCUGUCCACCACCGUCUGCAUGAGAGUGGAGCUGUACGGCUGUCUGUGGGAGGAUGGGCUGAUCUCCUACAGCGCUCCGGAGGGUCAGCUCAUGAUGCCCCCUGGUUAUCCCAUCGCCAGCCUCAACGACUCCACGUAUGACGGAGCGCACGAGAGGAGGAGGCUGCUAGGCGGGCUGGGCCAGCUGACGGACGGUGUGAUCGGCCUGGACGACUUCCUGCUGACCCGGCAGUACCACGUGUGGCCGGGCUACGACUACCUGGGCUGGAGGAACGACUCUCUGGGAAGUCAGGGGUUCGUGGAGAUGGAGUUUGUGUUCGACAGGAAGAGGAACUUCACCUCCAUGAAGGUUCACAGUAACAACAUGUUCCGCCGCAGUGUGAAGAUCUUCUCCUCCGUUUCCUGCUGGUUUAAGCCCCGCCUCAUCGCCGACUGGGAGGCGGAGCCUGUGUCGUUCAAGACGGUGCUGGACGAUAGGAACCCAAGCGCCCGAUACGUCACCGUGCCACUGAACCGCCGCGCAGCCAAAUUCCUCCGCUGCCGCUUUUACUUUGCCGAUUUCUGGAUGAUGUUCAGCGAAAUCUCCUUUCAGUCAGAGGACACCAUACUCCUCGACCCCAUUGUGUCGACCGUCCCUCCAAUCAAGAAGGAGAGCACCAUGUCAACCCCAUCUGUGAUGACAGGAAACAUUACAGCCAAUGUGUCAGCGAGUGACCCGCCAGAUGACGGGAACACGCCCAUCCUGAUUGGCUGCCUGGUCACCAUCAUCCUGAUGUUAGUCAUCAUCAUCGUCCUCAUCCUCUGGUGCCAAUAUGUCUGCAAGGUGCUGGAGAAGGCUCCACGUCGGAUCCUGGACGAGGAGGUGACCGUCAGGCUGUCGUCCUGCAGUGACACCAUCAUCCUGCAGACCCCCCCUGUGCCCCCUCGCUCAGGCCACGCCCCCACAGGCCCCGCCAACACUGACCCUCACUAUGAGAGAGUGUUCCUGUUGGACCCACAGUACCAGAACCCGGCGGUGCUGAGGAACAAGCUGCCGGAGCUGUCGCAGAGUGCCGAGGCUUCAGCGUGUGGAGGAGGCUACGCCGAGCCUGACGUCACCCAGUGCACGCCGCACCAGUGUUUCCAUAGCAACGCACCGCACUACGCUGAAACGGACAUCGUGCGGCUGCAGGGCGUCACCGGCAGCAACAUGUACGCUGUCCCCGCCCUCACCGUAGACUCGCUCACCCGGAAGGACAUCUCUGCCGCCGAGUUCCCACGGCAACAGCUGAUCUUCAGGGAGAAGCUGGGGGAGGGGCAGUUUGGAGAGGUCCACCUGUGUGAGGCAGAGGGACUCCCAGAAUUCCUUGGGGAAGGGUCCCCCCUCCCUGACAGAGAUGGGCAUUCUGUACUGGUAGCUGUUAAACAGCUGAGGGCCGACGCCACCAGCCAGGCCAGGAACGACUUCCUGAAGGAAAUAAAGAUCAUGUCUCGUCUGAACGACCCCAACAUCAUCCGGCUGCUGUGUGUGUGUGUGUCGUCCGACCCGCUGUGCAUGGUGACCGAAUACAUGGAGAACGGAGACCUCAACAUGUUCCUGUCGCAGCGGGAGAUCGAGAGCACGCUGACACACGCCAACAACAUCCCUUCAGUCAGUCUGUCCGACCUCCUCCACAUGUCGGUGCAGAUCUCCUCAGGGAUGAAGUAUCUGGCGUCCCUAAACUUUGUGCAUCGCGACCUGGCCACCAGAAACUGCCUGCUGGACCGCCGCCUCACCAUCAAGAUCUCCGACUUCGGGAUGAGCCGGAACCUGUACAGCAGUGACUACUACCGCAUCCAAGGCCGGGCGGUGCUGCCGAUACGAUGGAUGGCGUGGGAGAGCAUCUUGCUGGGUAAGUUCACCACGGCCAGUGACGUGUGGGCGUUUGGCGUCACCCUUUGGGAGAUCUUCACUCUGUGUAAGGAGCAGCCCUACAGCCUGCUGUCCGACGAACAGGUCAUAGAGAACACUGGCGAGUUCUUCAGGAACCAGGGUAGACAGAUUUUCCUCUACGGCCCUCCGCUCUGUCCACCUUCGCUCUUUGAGCUGAUGAUGUGUUGUUGGAGUCGCGAUAUACCCGACCGACCCACAUUCGAGGGACUUUACCAAGCCCUGAAGCCCCAUGUCAACCAGUGAGCAGUGUCCGCUUGGAUGUACCACUCUGUGGGAUGUCCAUAUCUGGACUCUUUAUAAGAAGAUAGACUGACACCACAAGAGAAAGGACUGGAAUUAUGUUAUAAGAGUAUGUCAGAGGGGUAACGGAAACUGGCAGAACUGUGGUCAGAAAGUGGGUUUUCUUCGUAGUAACAUCAGCACUCUAUUCUGAGAGACAAAGUUGAGGUAGAAGGAGAAAGGCUUGUGUACUCAGAGGAAAACAAACCUGACAGUUGGUAGUGAACAAAUACUUUUAAAUAUUUCUAUUUGAUUGCUGAUUUGACAGUUUCCCACCUCUCCUUAAAGCCCCUUCGACCAAAACAUCUUGUUAAACCUUUUGACACUUUUUUUCCCCAUUUUGCUAUGGUGCCAAAGUUUGCGUAAACGUUAAUUUUCUUCUUGUCUUUGGCUUUUAAAGAUGCCAACAACUGGACAGACUCUUCAGUCUUGUUAUUUUCACCUGUCCCUGUGGUUUUUAUUAUUAUUGUAAAGCACUGUCUGUGUCUCUCAGUUAUUCAUGUUCAUUUAACCCACACUGGAGCUAGGGUUAGGGUCAAAUUGUAGUGUAGUUUAUUUUUAGAUUUUUAUUCUAUUUUAUUUUACUUGUUGGUCUUUUUUGUGGAUAUAAAUGUUGUUUAGCUGAGGUUCACAUCACGAUGCCAAGAGGCUGCGUUGAUACCUGUGUGGUUCAAAGACUGAAAAUCAGUCAGUGGGUAACUGUGGGUUAUUUAGGAGAGUAAGUGGAUGGAGGGCACAUUUGAACCAAAUAAUAAUAAAAAAAUGUUGUUCCUUUUUGUUGCCAAAGAGAAAUAAAGAGUAUAAGUAAUAAAACAUGAUA